GCUCUGUUCAAUAUGACCAUUAACAAAAAUGUUGUAGUCCAUAUCGGACUCGGCAACUUCAGUCGUGCCCACUUUGCUCGCUAUCUACACGACUAUAAUGCUAUUGCCAAGCAAGAAGGCCUGGUGGAAUGGGAGAUUCGUGCUGUUGACCGUGAUACGCAAAGAACGAGGGACCUGAUUGAGUAUUUCGAAACAACGAACUACACAUACGACCUCAUGGCUUCUAGUGAGUCUUAUAAUAAGACCACAAAGAUCGGCUCGAUUGUAGAUCUUGCAAACAUGGGCGUUGAUCCUCAGCGCGCCAUCGACAUUAUCGCAGAGUAUAGCACAAAAAUAGUCUCGUUGACUGUAACAGAGAAGGGAUACAGUUGCGACUUGGCGACGGGCAAAAUUAUGAUGAACAAUGAGCUGGCUCACGAUUUAACGGCAGAGGGUGCCAAAUCUCCCAAGUCUAUGUUGGGGCUGGUCACAGAGGCCCUGCGCGUGCGCAUGGAGUCUGGAAUGCCCCCGAUUACUUUGAUGAGUUUAGAUAAUAUUCCAGGCAAUGGGCACGUGUUCCGCAAUGCGGUGAUGGAGUUUGUAAAAAUGAAGGGUAACAGGGAGCUCGAAGAUUGGAUCAGAGAAAAGGUGGCAUUUCCUAGCACCAUGGUUGAUCGUAUCACUCCUAACACAGUGAAUGCUUCCGAUACAGUUAUUUGUGAGCCUUUCAGGCAGUGGGUGAUAGAAACCAAUUUCUGCAACGAGCGGCCCCAGUGGGAGUUCAUGUCUGGUCCCAAACUUGUUUUGACACCCAACGUCCUACCAUACGAACACAUAAAAGUUCGACUUCUCAAUGGUACACACAGUGCACUAGCAUAUUCGGCAUUCCUCACAGGCCACGUUUUUGUAGACAAAGCCAUCACUGAUACUCGCCUACAGAAGUUAACAACCGCCAUUAUGGCUGAGACAGUAGUCACAGUUCAAGAAGUACAAGGCAUGGAGCUAGACAAAUACAUGGCCAUGUUGUGCGAGCGGUUCUCCAAUUCGAAGGUUAGUGAUACUAUCACCCGCCUGUGCGAGGAUGGCAGUGUUAAAGGGAGCAGCUUUUGGAAGCCAGUGAUUAUUGAUCACAUCAAAGCCCACAGGGAAUUCCCGGUCAUGAGUAUUGCAAUUGCAUCAUGGAUUCGAUUUUGUUUGGGCGUGGAUGCACAUGGUAACGAAUACAUUGUGAAAGACCCGUCUAUGGCUGAAGAACUGAAGAGUUUAGCCGAAGUAGCCUUUUAUCAUGGUGAUGUAAAACCCUUCCUUCUUGCAGCGUUUGGUGGUGAGGUAGGGGCGAAUAAUUUCUUGAUUGCACAAGUGCAAACCGCUUACAGUCAAAUUGCUCUGCAAGGUGGUAUGGAUGCAUUCUUGUCGAAUAUGUUGCGCAACGAUGCAAGCAGAGAACAAACUCCGGACGUGCCACCUCAUACUGGGACUGAUCCGGACAACAAGCAGAAUCCAUUGCUUUGUUUACGAUCACAAAUGAGCUUGCCUCUCGGCGAUAGCAUAGCUGAUAUAUCGACAGCAAUUGCUUGAUUACAAUGUACAUAAGUUUAGUAAUUUGAUCAGAUAAUGAGUAUUAAAAAUAAUCCUUUAGUAAUUGAUGUGCAGUAAAUUGUG
Molecule: messenger RNA, 1641 nt
Organism: Sphaeroforma arctica JP610
Lineage: Eukaryota; Ichthyosporea; Ichthyophonida
Exons: 1
Coding region: 13-1557 (514 amino acids)
Biological process (GO): mannitol metabolic process
Molecular function (GO): oxidoreductase activity, acting on the CH-OH group of donors, NAD or NADP as acceptor
Source: RefSeq, a predicted model, not a curated record